Peniophora sp. CBMAI 1063 is the source of this 1677-nucleotide messenger RNA. The record is from the annotation of a GenBank genome assembly. NCBI's taxonomy places the organism in Eukaryota, Fungi, Basidiomycota, Agaricomycetes, Russulales, Peniophoraceae.
AUGCUUUGUUGUCAUCCACUCCACAGAGCAAUCGUUCUGGGUCUCCUAAUAUGGCGCACCCUAGGACUCUGGCCACAGCCGCAAUCCCUCAUAUCUGGUUCAACACCCUUGACGCUGGCUCCGACAUUCACCAUACACGUUCGCGUCGGCACGACACCGCAAGAUCUUCUCGACGCCGUCUCGCGCACAACCAACCAUCUUCACACGGACAAGUUCGAGCGUCUCGUCGUUGGCCGCGCAUCGACCGAUACGCCUCUCCUGGCGAACACAUCCAGUCUGCCCCAUCUUACCCUCUCUUUGACGGAUAGUGCCGAUGCUGUGGAAAGCGUCACGGUGGAAGCCCGCAGGCCAUUAUCUGAGCGUCUCGAAGUCUAUCAUCUUGUCGUUCCCGACGAUGGGUCUGGCGCGAUCUUGACGGCAAACUCAAGUCUCGGUCUCUUACGCGGCUUGACGACGUUUGAGCAGCUGUGGUACCAUGAUGGAUCCACCGGUAACAACGUGAAGUAUACUAUAAGCGCACCUAUCGACAUCACCGACUUCCCGGCAUACCCCUAUCGUGGUCUCAUGCUCGAUACGUCACGGAACUUCUUUCCGGUAUCGAACCUGAAGCGACUCUUCGACCAAAUGAGCUGGGUGAAGCUCAGCAUCUUCCAUUGGCACAUAUCAGAUGCGCAGAGCUUCCCCUUGCAGAUGCCUGGGUACGAAGAGCUAUCGGUUCAGGGAGCUUACUCCGCCAGUCAAGUCUACACACGAGAAGAUCUGCAAGAUCUUGUCACAUACGCUGGCGAGAGGGGCAUUGAUGUACUGCUUGAGAUCGACACUCCUGGCCAUACAGCUAUCUUCGCCGCAUCGCAUCCGGACUAUGUCGCAUGCUACGAAGCAGAUUGGCAGACGUACGCCGAAGAACCACCUGCCGGUCAACUUCGCCUCGCCUCGCUCGAAGUCGUCAACUUUACCAAUGGACUCUUCUCAGUCGUGACGGAUGUGAUGCCGUCCACACUGCUAAGCACAGGCGGCGAUGAAUUGAAUAUCCCGUGCUACGAAGAUGACUCCGUCACGCAAGAGCAGCUCCGUACAUCAGGAAAGAACCUGACGCAGGCUCUACAGACGUUUGUCGACACAUUGCACAGUACCAUUCGAAGCAAAGGAAAGACGCCUGUCGUCAAGCAGGAAGUAGUUCUUGACUAUAACCUCACGCUUCCCACAGAUAUACCUGUAUCCGUAUGGAUGUCCUCCGACUUCAUCGCCUCCGUAACGCAGAAAGGCCACCCAGUCAUCCUGGCUGCAUCAGAUUACUUCUAUCUUGACUGUGGGGCUGGCGAGUGGGUGGUAGGCGAACCGACCGUGAACAGCUGGUGCGAUCCUUUCAAGACAUGGCAGAAGUCGUACUCCUUCAUCCCGACCGCCAAUCUAUCGUCUGAGGAGGCACAGCUCAUACUCGGCGGCGAACACUCCCUUUGGACCGAGCAGUCCGGGCCAUCAAACCUCGAAUCUAUAGUCUGGCCACGCGCCGCAGCCGGCGCGGAGGUCUUCUGGUCCGGAGAUGCCAGACAGAACUUAACGACGGCGCUCCCGCGAUUGCAUGAGCUCGCAUACAGAAUGGAAGACAGGGGUGUGGGGGUCAUCAAGCUGCAGCCAGAGUGGUGUGCGUUGCGGCCGGGUAUGUGUGACUUCUGA